AAGUUAAACUGACGGAUGUAAAUAUUGCCCAGUCAGUCCGUCUGCAGAGCACAGAGAGAUAUGACGUCUGCUUUAUACUCCCAAGAUCUGACUUGUCCUAUUUGUUACACUAUCUUCACAGAUUCAGUGAAUCUUCUCUGCGGACACUCCUUCUGCAGAGAAUGCAUUAUUACAGAUGUUCAGAGUUCACAGCACCACUGUCCAGAGUGUGAGACAGCUGUUCCAACAGAAGCGGAAUGGCUUCCAACCAUCCAUAUACUGAAAAGCCUCGCUGAAAAGGCCAAAGAAGCGGAGAAGGUACAGAAAGAGAAGGAGAAAGCAGAGGCGGCUGAGUUGUGCCUUGAGCAUGAAGAAAAGCUGAAACUGUUCUGCGUCACAGAUCCGCAGUUAGCUUGUAUCACAUGCCGAGAUGGGGAGAGGCAUGAAGGACACAAAUUCAAACCAAUCAAAGAAGCAGCUGUAUCUGUGAGACAGGAGUUGGAGAAGGGUAUGGAGAACCUUCGUGGUGAUAUCCUUGCUACGGAGAGCCUGGCCAAUACACAGAGGGAAGAAGCAAAGCUGCUCUCACUCAAAGGAAAUAGUACAGAUAUAACUGUGUCUGUUGAUGGGGGGAGUUUAGUUAGUACUCCCGAAAGCAACCAAACUUCAUCAGGUUACUCGUCUGGUUUUGGCUCCAACACAGGAUCAGGCCAAAACACAGCCUUUGGUCGGAGUACCUUUACAGGAUCAGGCAAAGCCCAAAGCGUUGGCUUUGGCUCCACCACAGGAUCAGGCCAAAACACAGCCUUUGGUCAGAGUACCUUAAAACCCCAAAGCGUUGGCUUUGGCUCCACCACAGGAUCAGGCCUAAACACAGCCUUUGGUCAGAGUACCUUAAAACCCCAAAGCGUUGGCUUUGGCUCCACCACAGGAUCAGGCCUAAACACAGCCUUUGGUCACAGUACCUUAAAAACCCAAAGCGUUGGCUUUGGCUCCACCACAGGAUCAGGCCAAAACACAGCCUUUGGUUGGAGUACCUUUACAGGAUCAGGCAAAGCCCAAAGCUUAGGCUUUGGCUCCACCACAGGAUCAGGCCUAAACACAGCCUUUGGUCAGAGUACCUUCAAACCCCAAAGCUUUGGCUUUGGCUCCACCACAGGAUCAGGCCUAAACACAGCCUUUGGUCAGAGUACCUUAAAACCCCAAAGCUUUGGCUUUGGCUCCACCACAGGAUCAGGCCUAAACACAGCCUUUGGUCAGAGUACCUUAAAACCCCAAAGCUUUGGCUUUGGCUCCACCACAGGAUCAGGCCAAAACACAGCCUUUGGUCAGAGUACCUUAAAAACCAAAAGCGUAGGCUUUGGCUCCACCACAGGAUCAGGCCAAAACACAGCCUUUGGUCAGAGUACCUUAAAACCCCAAAGCUUUGGCUUUGGCUCCACCACAGGAUCAGGCCUAAACACAGCCUUUGGUCAGAGUACCUUCAAACCCUAAAGCGUUGGCUUUGGCUCCACCACAGGAUCAGACCAAAAUACAGCCUUUGGUCAGAGUACCUUAAAAACCCAAAGCGUUGGCUUUGGCUCCACCACAGGAUCAGGCCAAAACACAAUCUUUGGUCAGAUUACCAAUAGAUAUUCGACACCGGUACUAAUGGGAACUAGGGAUAAAAGAUAAUUUCCUGAAAUAUGAUGGCAAGAAAUAUGCCACCUUUAGUCCAAAUAAAACCACCGAGCUAGUAUUUGGAGACAGACCUCGAAAGAUUGGGAUUUACCUAAUCUGU
Messenger RNA from Sebastes umbrosus (honeycomb rockfish), 1759 nucleotides. RefSeq names its product putative per-hexamer repeat protein 5. Gene Ontology annotation, molecular function: zinc ion binding. The coding region runs from base 61 to 1473 and encodes 470 amino acids. The transcript has 3 exons. Lineage: Eukaryota; Metazoa; Chordata; Actinopteri; Perciformes; Sebastidae. The record is from RefSeq and is a predicted model, not a curated record.